Cryptomeria japonica (Japanese cedar) is the source of this 825-nucleotide messenger RNA. RefSeq names its product alpha pinene synthase, chloroplastic-like. Gene Ontology annotation, molecular function: terpene synthase activity; magnesium ion binding. NCBI's taxonomy places the organism in Eukaryota, Viridiplantae, Streptophyta, Pinopsida, Cupressales, Cupressaceae. The record is from RefSeq and is a predicted model, not a curated record. The transcript has 4 exons. The coding region runs from base 1 to 825 and encodes 274 amino acids. Gene Ontology annotation, biological process: diterpenoid biosynthetic process.
AUGGCUGAAAGAACAAAUGUAAAAGUAGAUAAAAAUUGGAAUCAAACUACAAAAGAGUCUAAGUAUUGUGGAACAAAAGGUGCUCCUUGCAUUGUAGAAGAAGAUGAUGAAGAGAAGGAAGAAAAGGAGUCUCGAAAAAAGGAAUUAGAGAAGUGGGAAAUUUGCAUAGAUUCUUUCAUGGUGGAAGCAACUUGGAUUGCUACGAGGUAUAUACCAUCUUUGGAGGAAUAUUUAGAGAAUGGAAAAGUAAGCUUUGCGUAUCGUGUUGUGACCUUACAACCACUACUAUCAUUGGAUGUGCCCAUUAAUGAUGAUAUUAUAAAAGAAAUUGAUUACCCUUCAAAGUUCAAUGAUCUUCUAUGCUUAACCCUUAGAUUAAGAGGUGACACAAAGACUUUCAAGGUUGAGGCAGAUCGUGGAGAACUAGCAUCGGGCAUAGCAUGUUAUUUGAAAGACAAUCCUAGAUCUACAGAGGAGGAUGCAUUGGAGUAUCUCAAUUCCUUAAUUGAUGAAAAACUCAAGGAACUAGAUUGGGAAUAUUUGAAACCUGAUAAUGUUCCAAUAAUCAGCAAAUAUCAUAAAUAUGCAUUAUCAAAAGGUAUCCAACUUCUCUACAAAGAAAGAGAUGGAAUUAGUGUCUCAGACAUUGAGACAAAAAAACUUAUCACCAAAGCCAUGAUUGAACCGGCUCCCUAUUAUUGUGAACGUGCUGAGAAGGUGAUUAAGGAGAUCAAGGGCAUUUUCAAUGCCCUUCAUCUAAACUCUUCAUCUACAGAUGAUCUUUAUAAACAUCUUUCAAUGGUGGAAAGAGUCUGGUCUAGGUAA